CAUGAACAAUAUUCGCCAAGUCCAAGCGCUGAACAAGCGCGAGCUAGAGCAUGCCGUUCCCCCGGAAGCUUCCUGGCACGCGGAUUAUCGAGACACAGCCUACAUCUACAUCGGCGGCCUUCCCUUCGAUCUCUCAGAAGGUGACAUCGUUACCAUAUUCUCGCAGUAUGGUGAGCCGGUACACAUAAACCUAGUACGCGACAAAGAAACGGGGAAGAGCCGAGGGUUUGCUUUUCUCAAAUAUGAAGACCAGCGGAGUACCGACCUCGCAGUUGACAACUUGGGUGGAGCGACGGUUCUCGGCAGGGUACUACGUGUGGACCAUACGAGAUACAAAAAGCGCGACGAAGAUGAGGAUACAAAUAAUGUUGCCAAGUUAUUGGGCGAGACGGCUGGUAAAGAGGCUGACGGCGAUACGGACGAUGAGGGAAGAAGACGAAAGAGAGGACAUAGCGGAGAGAGGGACCAACCCAGGCGCCAACUUCUAAAAGAGGAGAUUGAAUUAGAGGAGCUGAUAAGGAAUCAUGACGAUGAGGACCCUAUGAAGGAAUAUCUCAUUGAGGAGAAGAAAGAAGAAGUGGCCCGAGCUCUGGAGAAAGAAGCAAGAAAAGAGAGAUCUUCGCGACGGCGCGAGUCUAGCCGAGAGAGACCAAGUCGUCAUUCCCGACACCAUCACCGCCACCGCCGACAUAACGAUGAUAGAUCGCGUUCCAGAGAAAGAAGCAGCCGCGACUACAGAGAGCGAAGCCGACGAGAUAGGUCUUACAGGGACAAAUCUCCGGAACGCUCUCGAUCCCCUGCGCCCCGCCAUGACCGAGAUAGACAUGAUCGUCGUCGGUAAGAGUGAACAUGACAAGCCAAGCGAAUAAUAGGACUGCUGCGUGCGGAAUAUGUUGCCGAACUCAUUGGCGUUCAGACCCGAUAUCUACUGCCGGACUUUAGGGCUGGAGCUAGACUGAUAGUAGAACCAGUACGGCCGCCCGUAUUCUCAGUCUCGCACGUUGUUGAGAAUGACUGCUCACUUG
This is a messenger RNA of Aspergillus nidulans FGSC A4, 1025 nucleotides long. RefSeq lists its product as uncharacterized. Gene Ontology annotation, molecular function: nucleic acid binding; RNA binding. The transcript is spliced from 2 exons. NCBI's taxonomy places the organism in Eukaryota, Fungi, Ascomycota, Eurotiomycetes, Eurotiales, Aspergillaceae. The record is from RefSeq and is a predicted model, not a curated record. The coding region runs from base 2 to 841 and encodes 279 amino acids. Gene Ontology annotation, biological process: mRNA splicing, via spliceosome.